CACUACCACGCGCACCUCAAUUUCGCCGUUUAAUAGACCGAGAUAGACCGAAUGGGCUUUUCCCCUGAUUUCAGCACUGAACAGCUCCUCUGAGAUGCCAUGGACAGAAGCGCUGUCGAAUCCAACGCGCCUGAAAGCAUUGAAAUCUCUAAAUGCGUCUAUUGUUCUCUCGUACAAGUGUUGAUUUCUCGCAGACUCAGCUGACGGGACGGAACAGGCGCAGCUUUCCGUGACACGGGUGGCAACAAAAGCGCGUCGUGUCUUCCCUCUACAGAUCGUUACCUGCUAUACUCUGUAAAUCUGCGUGAAAAACGGAACAUAUGCGUGUAGGAAUGAGCUUGCUGGUUACUGUGGCCUUUUGAGGUUAUCGAUACGUCAUCACGAUCUGUGAGGGAUUGGCCGCUUUUCUGCUCCCUUUUUUUUAUUUCUUUCCCACAAUUUGCAAACGCGGUCAGUGCUCGCCUCCGGAGCGGCAGGAUUCCCACAGCUGGGGAAGGGUGCCUCCCGAGGGAAUCUUCAACUCAUUUUGUGCAAGAGGAAUGAGCGCAAUAUAGAGGCAACGGUGACACAAGGACUAGAAAUUCGCCGUCAGCGGAAAGUCGUCCUGGUUUUUCUUUCUUUUUUUUCUGAGGAAUACGCUUUUUUUAAAAAAACAGAACUAAAUGAGCGCCGGGUCCUCCGAAAGCCUGGCGCUUUCGAUCCCACCGUGCACCUCCAAUGGCACGGCGCGCGCUAACGGCACGUGCGCCGACCCCACCGACCCGCUCUUCCGCUCAUUUUCGUCCACGAUGGUGCUCCUGGUGCUUGUGGCGAUGAUCGCCGGCACUAUCAUGGUCUCCCUCGUCACCUUUCACCUGCACAAGAGCAAGAUGAGGAAGCGCAAAAUGCAGAAAGCGCAGGAGGAGUACGAGCGCGACAGCGGCCGCCCCAAAGCCGUGCGAGGGAAGCCGGCGACCAGGCACUGCGUUAUGGAGAGACCUACAGCAGUGCAGAAAAGCGACCUGAACGCGAAAAGAUCGGAUAAAGGAGCCACCGGCAGCGCAGGUACCCUGGAGAAAGAGUGCACGGAUAGUACGGGACAUACGAGCCAGACGCGUGGCGAUCACCUGUUGGAAUCCGUCGCGGUGUCUUGAUUAACGCGGUGCCAACCCAAUGAUCUGACCCUGUAAAUACAUCCCGUGUUUUCGUAUAAUUUAAUUACACGGGAAGGGGGGGAUACCUCUGUACGCAUGAACAGUGCUAAGUCUUCUUCAGCUUCAGGAGGGAGGAGCCCGGUGGAAACAAUGGACGCGUGCUUCAAGACCAAUAGAUUUAUAACGGUUUAUAAGAUAGUGUGUCAGGAUUGUAUAGAUCUCCUUAUUUCAUUCAUUCAUGACUAGGCGGUCUCCAUUGCUAAACCAAGGAGUUGCCUCAUUUUUUGCAUUUAAGAGCCUAAAAUUUCAUCUGGACCGUCACCAUUGAUGGAUGGUGUGCACCAAACUGUAAUAUAUGAUUAGGAGUAGGAGACAUGCUGGAUGAUAUUUUUCUUGCCGAAAGUCAGGUAUGACUUUAUGAUUGAAUUGAGGAGUAACGCAAACAACUAGCCUUGGAGACUUCAAUGUAGAGUUCUUCCUUAUACAUCCACAUCCAUAUAUUUUAGAGUAUUUUCAAAAAGCAUGUUCAGCAAGGUCCCCAGUGUUGAGAUAACACCCUAAAUAAAGGAAUUUGGAUUGACCUACUGGGCAUAAGUACAAAUUAACCCACUGGGCACAUGCAACCUAGAGAACCACUGGAAACCAUUAAAGUGCUAAACAUGUUAACACUUUAGACAUCAUUGGGACUUAUUUCCUAAAGUCUUCAUACAAAAUUAAUCUUCAGGACCCACUAAAGUGCUAAACAUGGCAUCUUUAAGGAUUAAUUCCUAAUAUAUCACUUCCAUGAAGACAACUUAAAACAUUUCUAAGGAGUGCUGUGUUUUCACCUAAACUAAACUGAGAGCUAGUCUGCAUGCCCACUGGGAAAAUUUGAACACAUACAUUUCUCAUUUGCAUCUAGAAAGUAUAACCCAAUAUGUAGGAACAUGUUAUAAUACAACACUGUGGAUUUUGUUGUACUUCUUUAUUAUAGCUGUCUAUUUUAGGAAAAAUAACGUAUGUAUCAAUAUUAGGCUAAAUUGUGAUUUAAGUUUAUGUCAGAUAGGCCUAAGGUCAGGGGAGAGUUGGGAACUUAAUCUGGGAGAUUGGCAUGAAGAACUGUGGUAGUUUUUAGCCCCCUUUCCCUAAGACUGUUAGCGCACUAUUGCAGCUCCUAGUGGUAGUAUUAAAAGCAUCUUCAUGUUUUGGUCACAGUGCCGUAUUCCCAUAGCGAUAUACAAUAUAUAACCAGAGGUAUUUUAGUUAUGUAUUACGCUACAGCUUUUGAUCAUUGCUUUCUUCUUUGCAUUUUUGCUCAAGAUUAAUCUAAAACUAACAAUUAACUAUUUUAUCAUACUAUGAUUAUAUCUAAGGAAUGUCAUUUAAAAUCUACAGUGAAUAAGACAUUUUCAAAAUUUAUUCUCUGUAUUUCCUUGACGUUGUGUUUAACCAUAAGGAGACAUUCAAGACAACAUUGUAAUGAAAACAGGUAUUAUUUUAUUUUAUUUUUCAAUGCCUACUACUUUGAGGUAACAAUAAAGAAUUGUGAAAAUA
This is a messenger RNA of Clarias gariepinus (North African catfish), 2666 nucleotides long. RefSeq lists its product as uncharacterized. Bases 663 to 1133 code for a protein of 156 amino acids. The record is from RefSeq and is a predicted model, not a curated record. NCBI's taxonomy places the organism in Eukaryota, Metazoa, Chordata, Actinopteri, Siluriformes, Clariidae. The transcript has 2 exons.